AUGGCGACCUCUUUACCGCCCCUCGCCCCCUUUCCGUCCUCGCAGUGGCGCGCCAAGCUCACCCCGGAGGACUGGGAGUCUCUCCUCGACGCCUGGACGACCCUCACCCAGGCGUACCUCACCCUUCCCGACGCUCAGCUCGCCAAGGCCGCCUCCAAGGAGGACUCCUCCGUCCCGCCCUUCCUCUCCUCCUUCGUCACCGAGCUCGCGGACGCAGCAGCGGGGCCCUCGACCGUCCUCGGUCCUUCCGCCCACGCCAGGACGCUGCUUAGGUCGGCCUUCGGCCUCGCCUCCCGUCUCCUCACGACGCCGUCCCAUCCGCCCCCAUCCGCGCUCACGUCGCCGCCCUUCCUCGCCGCCUUCAGCAAGCUGUAUCGCAGGAGCGCCCCGCCCGCCCUCUCCCGCGCCUUCGCCCUCCACGGCCCCGCCCUCGAGCAAGCCCUGGCCGGCCUCAAGAAGUCCCUCGCCCAGUCCCUCGAGGCUGGCCUCAAGGCCGACCUCAAGUCGCUUGAGGCCCGCCUCGCCUCCCUCAACCACCUCCUGCACGCCUCCCCGCACGCCGCCGCCUUCUUCCUCGCCGGCGGCGAUUUCCUAGACGGUCUCGUCUCCGCCUUCAAGAUCACCAACCCGCCCCUGCGCAAGGUCCUCGUCGCCGCCGCCUACCUCGGCCUCGUCGGCCUGACCGCCACCGAGCCCCCGCGCUUCGGCAUGCUCGCCGACGUCCUCUUCUCCCUAAAGACCGCCGCCGAUGCCCACCGCGCCGGCCCGAUCGGCGUGAACGACUCCCUCGUCGCCGAGCUGGUCACCGUCACCCCCGUGCUGCGCCACCUGCUCAAGAGGGCCGAGGACGCCGGCGCCGCCUCGACGGCCCUCAAGUCGCGCAUCACCGCCCUCGAGGGCUUCCGCAAGCCCGGCGGCGGCAUGAUGCGGCCCCCCAAGAGGCUCGUCAAGCGCAGGGUCGACAAGGGCAAGGGCAAGGCAAAGGACGUCGCCGGCGACCAGGCCGAACUGCACAUACACAGGCAGAGCCAGAUCUCCCUCAUCCAGGACCUGUUCCCCGACCUGGGCUCGGCCUUUAUCUCAAAGCUGUUUGACGAGUACGGCGAUGACACGGAGGUCGUCACGGCGCACCUGCUGGAGGACUCGCUGCCCCCGCACCUCGCGACCGCGGACCGCACCGCGCAACUAUCGCCCAGGCUGGAGAGAAGAAAGAGCCAGCUCGAACCCAGACCGACACCUCCGCAAUUACCACGGCGGCAUAACGUAUUUGACGAUGAUGAACUAGACAGACUAGAUCUAGACGUUUCCAAACUCCAUUUCGGGAAAAAGGCCCCCGAGAAAACGGCCGACGACGUUCUGCGAGACAGGUCCGCAGCGCCCAACAAGGCAGCCAUCCUGUCGGCGCUCGCGGCCUUCGACUCGGACGACGAUGAGCGCGACGACACCUACGACGCCGACGAUGUCGGCGGCACGGUGGACAACGCCAACGAGGAGGCGGACGGCCAGAAGGACGCCAACGAGGAGACGCUGUUCAAGGUCUACCAGGCGGACCCGGGCGUGUUCGACAGGCAGGCCGCGACAAGGCGGGGCCAGGCGCGGGGCAAGCUGCGGGAGGACACGGGCAUGACGGACGAGGCCAUCGAGGGUUGGGCCGUGAUGCUGUCGAGGAACCUGGGCCAGAAGCGGCGGCUCGAGGCCAAGUACAGCGGCGCUGCGGCAUUCACCGGUGCCCAGGCCGAGAUCGUGUCGACGGCGUGGCGAGCCGGUGACGAGUCCGACCCCGAGGGAGGAGGCUCGUCGAGGGGCGGCAGAGGAGGCGGUCGCGGAGGAGGUCGCGGAGGUCGUGGCCGCGGCAGGGGUGGUGGUGGCGGUGGCGUAAGGGGAGGCGGCAACGUGGCGGGUCCGACGGGAGAGAAAGAGACGGAGGCGGCGCGGAGGAGAAAGGAGGCCAGCAAGGGCUCGCGGGCGAACCACAACCGCCGUGACCAGAGAGCCAAGAAGAUGGCUAGAGGCGGGUUCCCCGGCUGA
This is a messenger RNA of Colletotrichum graminicola M1.001, 2028 nucleotides long. RefSeq names its product CUE domain-containing protein. The transcript is spliced from 2 exons. Bases 1 to 2028 code for a protein of 675 amino acids. Lineage: Eukaryota; Fungi; Ascomycota; Sordariomycetes; Glomerellales; Glomerellaceae. Gene Ontology annotation, molecular function: ubiquitin binding. The record is from RefSeq and is a predicted model, not a curated record.